AUGAGUAUCAAUUAUAACAAAAGAUUGAUAAAUAAAAGUACAACAUCACAAACUGAAAAUAUAUUUUUGCAUAAAAAGAGCAUUAGUACUUCAAAUAAAGUAGUUGAGCCAAUAUCUAAAAAGCAAGGUGUUUCAAGUUAAAAAACAGACUCAGCUUAACAAAAACCUACAGAAAAAGUUCAAAUAAUCCCUGAUAUAAUAGGAAACUCUAAAUAAUAAGUUGAAGUUAAAAAUCAGGAAGAUCUGCUUGCUAAAUCAAGUAACCAAAAAGAAAAUAUAAACAACUAUUUAGGGAAAAAUUAAAUGAAUAUAAUUUUUAAAUAUUGCUCAUUUAAACAUUUGAUUUCUUUAAGAUUGACUUGUAAGUCAUGGUGGUUAUUGAUUGAUAAUUAUAUUUCAAACUAAAUUCCACUCUUAGUCAGUGAAAGAAAUUAACUAGAAGUUUCUGUCAAAAAUUAAAUGGAGUCUGAGUCAUCCCACACAAGAUAUGUGAGAGCUUAUAAGAAAGUGAGUUUGGGACAUGAUUUGAUAUUCUGCUUAAAUUAAAACGAUGCUGAAAAAUUUUACUUACUAAAAGAUAAAUCUGAGUAUAUUAAAGAAAUUAGAAGUAUAACCCAUCAAAUAAUUGGUAAAAAUGUAAUUGAAAAGAAUAAAGAAAUUAAAAAAUACUCUCCACAAUAUUAUAUUGAAAUUAUACAAGAAUGUAAGGAAGUCUAAGUAUCUGAAAUACCAAAAGACAUUAUAUUGAGAAUGAAAAUAAUAUUCUAGCAUAAUUAACAAAUAGCAGAUGAGUAAUUAAAUAAAAUUAGCAGGUAUGCUUAUGCUUUAAAAGUAUUGUUGGCAGGAUAUUUACAUCUUUAUUAAGAAACUAACCCGUAACAAUCUUAAAAGGCCAGGUUAAAAAGCAUUUAAGAAGAUUUACACAUAAUUAAAAUAUAUAAUAAAAAUAAAGUUUUAAAUUCAAAAUGA
Messenger RNA from Tetrahymena thermophila SB210, 969 nucleotides. Its product is annotated as F-box protein. Gene Ontology annotation, molecular function: protein binding. The transcript has a single exon. NCBI's taxonomy places the organism in Eukaryota, Ciliophora, Oligohymenophorea, Hymenostomatida, Tetrahymenidae. The record is from RefSeq and is a predicted model, not a curated record.